Condylura cristata (star-nosed mole) is the source of this 1682-nucleotide messenger RNA. It is a transcript of the gene SMS, whose product is annotated as spermine synthase. The transcript is spliced from 12 exons. The record is from RefSeq and is a predicted model, not a curated record. NCBI's taxonomy places the organism in Eukaryota, Metazoa, Chordata, Mammalia, Eulipotyphla, Talpidae. Gene Ontology annotation, biological process: spermine biosynthetic process. Gene Ontology annotation, molecular function: spermine synthase activity. Bases 1 to 1185 code for a protein of 394 amino acids.
AUGGUUAGCUUCUCAGCUGCCUCUGAGGUGGUGGUGCGUUUUCAGAACUGCCCACCGUGGCUAGCUUUCCUGAAUGUCCCUCUGCAUGGAAAGCCGGGGUGUCGUUUCUGCACUGUGUGUCUCAGUCCAGUUUCAGCUGACGGAGAGACCAUUCUGAAAGGCCUCCAGUCCAUUUUCCAGGAGCAGGGCAUGACAGAGUCGGUGCACACCUGGCAGGACCAUGGCUACUUAGCCACCUACAUAAACAAAAACGGCAGCUUUGCCAACUUGAGAAUAUACCCACAUGGACUGGUGUUGCUGGACCUUCAGAGCUACGAGGGUGAUCCGCAAGGCAAAGAAGUUGAAAGUCUUUUGAACAGAGUAGAAGAAAGAAUGAAAGAACUGAGUCAGGACAUUGCCGGCCAGGUGAAGCGACUGCCACCCAUAGUUCGUGGAGGGGCUAUAGACAGAUACUGGCCCACUGCUGACGGCCGCCUGGUUGAGUAUGACAUUGACGAAGUGGUGUAUGAUGAAGAUUCGCCAUAUCAGAACAUCAAGAUCCUGCACUCCAAGCAAUUUGGAAAUAUUCUCAUCCUUAGUGGGGAUGUCAAUUUGGCAGAGAGCGAUUUGGCGUAUACCCGGGCCAUCAUGGGCAGUGGCAAAGAAGAUUACACUGGCAAAGACGUCCUGAUUCUGGGCGGUGGAGACGGGGGCAUCUUAUGUGAAAUAGUCAAACUGAAACCAAAGAUGGUCACCAUGGUAGAGAUUGACCAAAUGGUGAUUGAUGGAUGUAAGAAAUACAUGCGAAAAACAUGUGGCGACGUCUUAGACAAUCUUAAAGGAGACUGCUAUCAGGUUCUAAUAGAAGACUGUAUUCCAGUACUGAAGAGGUACGCCAAAGAAGGGAGGGAGUUUGACUAUGUGAUUAAUGAUUUGACUGCUGUUCCGAUCUCCACAUCUCCAGAAGAAGAUUCCACAUGGGAAUUUCUCAGACUGAUUCUCGACCUCUCAAUGAAAGUACUGAAACAGGAUGGGAAAUAUUUUACACAGGGAAACUGUGUCAAUUUGACUGAAGCCCUGUCGCUCUACGAAGAACAGCUCGGACACCUGUAUUGUCCUGUGGAAUUCUCCAAGGAGAUCGUCUGUGUCCCUUCCUACUUGGAAUUGUGGGUGUUCUACACUGUUUGGAAGAAGGCUAACCCCUGAAGAGCGCUUCGCUCCAGUCAUGCGCUGCCGACAGUCUUCCUGGCCCUCACGCCGUUCGCGACAUCGACACCAGUCAGGCAAUUGAUUGUGAAUUCCUUCCAGUUUUCUUUUUUUUAAUUAUUAUUUUUAAUUUAAAAAAGCAAAUGGAAAAUGUAUAUUUUGAUGAGCUAGGGUGUUAUUUUUUGAAAGUCAGCUGAAGGAUGAUUAGACACCACAGCGAAAGCUGCUAAAUGCACUGAACCCUAGAAUGUGAUUUUUGUUAUUUUUUUUUCUGUAUGGGCUUUUUUUUUUUUCCUUUUUCUUUUUUUGUUCGUUUGUUUGUUUGGUAGCCUUUCAAUUUGCUUGUUUGGAGGAAUGGACAUCAUUGUUUUUAUUCUGGAGGGAAGUUCUUGUUGGUGUUUCUUUCCCAAAAAUUGACUAGAGAUUAAAAUUUGGUGCUUACAAGGAAGAGUUAAAAAAAAUGAAUACCAAUGAAUCAAUUAAAAUCACAAAAGAGA